GUGAACGGCCAAUCGAUCGCUGUAGUGGAGAGUGAAUUCUUCCUUGCAGUGUUUGGUGAGUGGAUACCUCACUUAUUGUCAUCCAUCCCUUUAAGUUUUUUUUGUGUAUGUGAGAGGCUCAUUCAAGAGCAGUGAUGCUGAGGUGAAAUGGUGUGCCGAUAGCGGGUGGAGAAUCAGUGGCUGCUGUACCAUUUAUGCGGUGGACGGUAAGCAUUCCACAUCUGAUAUACAAUUUGUUUGCAACCUAGUUAUAUAGCAACCAACCCAGGCGGCGAUCAUUGGAACUGGGUGAUUGUAGUGAAGAAUUCGAAGCACUGACGAUGCUGCUUUAGCUCUACGUCCAAAGUUGAGUGAUUGCUCAAAGCUUUUUUUAGGAAUUCAAGGGACAAGAUGGACGUAUUGUUCAUGAAUUCCCUCGCAAUCCUUUCGUGUCAGAUAUUGUUGUGAAGACUCGAAGUUGUUCGUAUCAAAGGUUGCUGAAUCCCAUUGGUGUUGUUGCUGUGGAGUCUUCUACUGAGGUUUGUUGUUGUGAAGCUGGAAAUGAUAAUGAUAACGCUUGUGAAUUGUGAUUCGUUGCCUGUCGAAGUGAGGGAUAAGUGGCAAACUAGAAUGUUUGAAAGUUUCAGCCAAUUUUUAUUAUUCUCACUCUCCGCUGUGUUAGUGUAGUUUUUUUUAUCAAGAAGAACGUGGGUUUUGAACUCAUCGGAGCGCCAUGGCGCCAGCUCAAGCAGUGGAGAAUGGAGCACUUGCUAGGGCCAUGGGAUCGUCAGAGGAGAACUGGUCGAAGGCCAUGGCUCUCGGGACAGGGUUGUCUGUCUUUUCAAUCACGUUGCGGCGGCAGGUGGAAUCAACCCAGGUUGCGCAAGCAUGCCGAGAGGUCAUGAACCAGCACGCCAUCCUUAGGUCCCAAAUAGUGGAGAAUUCAAAGGGGAGAUAUGCAUUCGUAGUCAAGAGCGACUCUGUCGUGCCUACUGUUGUGAGCUGCCCAUGGCCAAAGGAUGACAACACCAGCCGCUGCAGCGUAGGUGAUAUCGCUGCAGCAGCAUUCUUGAAAACAGCAGCUGGCUGUAAGGAACUGAAAGAAAAGAAGAAGGACGAUUUCAGCUUCACAAGUCUAGUGGACUGCCGAAAGUACUUCGAGCCCAUUCUCCCCGCCGACACCGUAGGAAAUUACGUCUCCGGUAUCCCACAAAGCCAAUAGGUGAAGGAGGGCGUCUCCUUUUGGGAACUUGCGCGCAGCGUGUCAACAACCACUGAGAAAGAGCUGGCGAAAAGCAAACAAUUCUCCGAGAUUCCCGUUCUCAACAUGCUCUUCUCCCAGGUUCUGAAACAUCCCGGUGUGACACCCCAGUCAUCCUUGCGAACCGCGUUGUUCUCCUUGUUUGUAGACGAGACGCCAUUCAACCAGUGGACCAACACUGACAAGCUGCAGGUGGCUGCUGUAUGUGGACCUUUCCCAUCGAUGCAUAGAAUCGGCCCUUGUUUCGCAGUCUGCGACACCAUGCUGGACGGUAACGACAUUUCCAUAUCGCUCAUGUACCCCACCCAAGUGUAUUCUAGAGCACAAAUGAAGGCUUUUGCCGCUUCCGUCAUGAAUCUUCUGGAUGCGGUGUCUCAGGGUAUGUGUUAAGAUUGAUAAUCGCCGGUCUUGAUCAUUUUUCCACCACCUUCACGAGGGGAAAGCACAUGCGUUACGAGGUGUUCUCAUCGGAACUAAAUAUACUUUAAUUUUUGCUGAUCCUCAACAUUUUGAAUCAUACGAUUCUGUCUGUGCUGAUUUCUCACGAGUUCGUAAGGUGAUCUUUUGGCGUCUGCUCAGAGCGUCUCCACAGCAUCUUCCAAGAGCAUCAGUGCUUUCUUUCCAGGCUAUAAACGGCAUGGAUUACAGCUUAGUUUUGAAAUAAUUCUAGAUGCAGGCUUGGAGCAGGUUGAUAGCGGCAAAAAUGGUUUAGAAAUGCUCAUGAUAGUUAUAUGCGAGGCUGAGGUAAAGAUAAAGCUAUCUUGAAUAUUACCAUCCCUGAACUCUUUGAUAUGUACAUAUAUAUACAUAUUGCACGGCAAUGUCCAUCAGUAGGCUAUGCUUCUGCCCCCAUCUUUUGUAGACAUGAAGCAUGGCUUUUAGAGAUUUCAUGUGUAAUAAUUACUAGAUCUUGAACUAAGUUGUGUGAUAUUGGGACUGGUAUGGUGAUAGACAUUGUGCUAGUAUCAAUUCUCCAAACAUGAGUCAUCAUGAGUGGGAUACGGUGCAUAAAUGUGCAUUUUGAAUAACCAAGGUUGGCUCAGGAUUUCAGGAUGAAACAUUGUUACAAUGUUUUGUACAGAAGUUCUUGCUUCAUAAA
Messenger RNA from Physcomitrium patens, 2339 nucleotides. The record is from RefSeq and is a predicted model, not a curated record. Lineage: Eukaryota; Viridiplantae; Streptophyta; Bryopsida; Funariales; Funariaceae.